GCCAUUGUGUUUCCUUCGCCCUCUCCGUUUCUCUCUCUCUUUCUCCGAGAUCAAUAAUUGCAAUCCUCCAUUUCGUUCGCCGGCCUCGCCUCUCGCGAUCCCGAUCGCAGUACGAUUGACGACGUCAUCGACUAGGGAAGGUGGGCCGCCUAAAGAGGAGUUAGGUGCCCCUGAUGGAGGCGGCGCGAUCGGCGUCAGCGGAGGACAUGGCGAUGGCGGACGCGCCGGCGGAAUCGGAGGAGAGGAAGGUGGAAAGCGAAGAGGACGAGGAGGCGCUGGUCGCCAGGGCGCAGAAGCUGAUGGAUAAGCUCCUCGACACUCUUGAGAAUCCUAACCCUAAGCUACUCCAUGCCCUCGCUUCGAUGCUGGAGGCUCAAGAAUCGAGAUACCUCGAGGAAUCUACGACUUCAUCCUUGAGCAAUGGCCGCUCUUCUCACACUAUUGCGAGGUUGGCUAACUUAGUGCAGGACAAUGAAGAUUUUUAUGAUGCCAUAUCAUCCAAAUUUUUAUCAGAAAACAGAUACUCUGUUGCUGUUCGUGCAGCUGCUGCAAGGCUGAUUCUUAGUUUAUCUUCAAGUUGGAUCUACCCACAUGUUUUUGAUGAUGUUGUCUUGGAUAACAUUAAAACCUGGUUGACGGAUGACAAUUUGGUCUCAAGUGACGGAUGUAGACAAAAGGGUGGAUUUGGAGAUGAUACACCAACAGAAUCAGAAUGGUUGACAACUUAUGCUACAGGACUUCUCGCUAUAGCAUUGGUCAGUGGUGGUCCAAUUGUUGAAGACAUCUUAACAUCAGGUUUGUCAGCAAAGUUCAUGCGCUAUUUACGUACACAGGUACUUGGAGAUGCCUAUCCUGGUCAAAAAAAUGUCCCAUAUCCAGCUGAAUCUACUAGGCAUGGUUCAGUUUCUACCCAUGUUAGAGGUCGAGAAGAAAAUAGACUCAGAUCACGGGAAUGUUCAGAUCCUUGUUUGGAAGUACCAAGAGUUUCAGAUCAAGGGAUGUCAGAUGAUUUAUAUGUUAAUCAGGAUUGUGAAAGAGGAACCAGGCAAGUGGAUUCAGGCAAAUACUGGAGUGGAGAUUCACUGAAUUCUGAGCUAACUGAUUCAUCAACAAUGGUUGGUGGUGCAUAUGAGGUGGCUGAGGGAAAUGAUGAUCUCACCGAAUGGCAGGAUAAGAACUUGCUUGAUGGGAGGUCAAAAUAUGCUGAAAGGCUUAUUGCUGCAAGAUCAGUUAGAGAUGAUGAUCCUGAAAGUAUGAGGGAUGACUUGUCCAAGCGAAGGAUCAUCAAGGGUCUACAAAGGAGUAGAACAAAAACAAAGGUUACUGAAGGUAAUUCAGAUACUGACAGGAUAUUGGCAUCACCUGAUUCUGGACUACGAGUUGGUGGGAGUGGUAGAAUUGGCAGGGACAGAAAUUUCCUAAUCCAUGAAGAGGCCAAAAAAUCUGUUGAUCUUAAGAACAUGCCAAGUAGGCUUGACUGCGAAGGUUUGGUUUCUGGAGAGGAGGAAGAUGACCGUUUGAUGGACUGUAAUAUUGGCUCAAAAGAUAUAUCUGAAAUAGUAAAGAAAGCAAUUGGAGCUGCUGAAGCUGAAGCAAGAGCUGCUAAUGCUCCUCCAGAAGCAAUAAAAGCAGCAGGAGAUGCUGCAGCUGAACUUGUGAAGACUGCUGCAGUAGAGUCAUGGGAAAAUACAAACGAUGAAGAAGCUGCCAUUUCAGCUGCUACUGCAGCUGCAUCUACUGUGGUUGAUGCUUCUAUUGCUACAGAGGUCUCAAGGAGUGAAUGCCAAAUUGAUGAUAAUUUAAUGGCAUCCAAGGCUACAGAAGUGGAAGAGGAUGAACAGCCCUUAGAUAUAAUCAUCUUGGAUAAAGUGAUUCUGGCAAGGCUUAGACAAAAAUAUUGCAUUCAGUGCCUUGAAACUCUGGGAGAAUAUGUUGAAGCUUUUGGUCCUAUUCUACAUGAAAAGGGUGUUGAUGUCUGCCUUGCCUUGUUGCAAAAGAGCUUCGAAGAAAAACCGAGUCGUUUAGCUUUACUGCCAGAAGUGCUCAAACUUAUAUGUGCCUUAGCCGCCCAUCGCAAAUUUGCUGCAUUAUUUGUUGAUCGUGGUGGAAUGCAAAAACUUCUUUCUGUCCCUAGAGUUUUGCAGACUUACUUUGGUCUUUCAUCAUGCUUAUUUACCAUUGGUUCUCUCCAGGGUAUUAUGGAACGUGUCUGUGCGCUUCCAUCUGAUGUGGUGGGUAAGGUGGUUGAGUUAGCUCUUCAGCUUCUGUUAUGUCCCCAAGACCAAGCUAGAAAAAAUGCAGCUAUCUUUUUUGCUGCUGCUUUUGUGUUCAGAGCAGUUCUGGAUGCCUUUGGCGCACAGGAUGGCUUGCAGAAAAUGUUAAAUCUCUUGCACAGUGCUGCCACAGUUCGAAUGGGUGGGAAUUCUAGCACGCCAGUGAUAUCUGACACAGUUCUCAGAAAUGAUCGAGCAGAAGUACUUAGUGCAUUGGAAAAGCAGAUUGCUUAUCAUACCUGUGUUGCAUUACGGCAAUAUUUUAGAGCCCAUCUUCUCUUGCUUGUAGAUUCUCUUCGUCCAAAUAAAAGUAAUAAAACUAUGGCACGAAAUGCUCCGAGUGCAAGAGCUGCAUAUAAACCACUUGACAUCAGCAAUGAGUCUAUGGAUGCAGUGUUUCUUCAGAUACAACGUGAUAGGAAGCUAGGACAUGCUUUUGUAAAAGUUCGUUGGCCUCCGGUUGAUAAAUUUUUGGCAAAUAAUGGUCAUAUAACCAUGUUGGAGUUGUGUCAGGCGCCACCUGUUGAGCGCUAUCUGCAUGAUUUGGCCCAGUAUGCAUUAGGUGUUCUUCAUAUUGUCACUUUCAUACCCUAUAGCCGGAAAUCAAUUAUUUCUGCUACUUUGAGCAACAACCGUUUUGGUAUGGCAGUUAUUUUAGACUCAGCUAAUGGUGCCGGUUAUGUUAAUCCUGAGGUAAUCCAUCCAGCAUUGAAUGUCUUGGUAAAUCUGGUAUGCCCACCUCCUUCAUUCAGCAACAAAUUCUCUGCAUCUGCACAAGUUCAGCAAUCUGCUUCAGUUCAAGUAGAACGUGUUCAAUUGCCCAUCCAGAAUGAGUCCAGGGAACGAAAUGGUGAAUCCAAUUUGGUGGAGAGAAGUAAUACAACAGUUUCUGGUGGUGGCUCAGUUGUUCCUGCUUCACCAUCUGGAAUGGUUGGAGAUCGCAGAAUAUCUUUAGGAUCUGGGUUUGGAUGUGCUGGCCUUGCAUCCCAGUUGGAACAAUGCUAUCAUCAGGCAAGAGAAGCUGUUCGUGCAAAUAAUGGUAUAAAAGUUCUUUUGCAUCUUCUGCAACCACGAAUGAUUACACCACCUGCAGCUCUAGACUGCAUUCGAGCUUUAGCAUGCCGAAUCUUGCUUGGUCUAGCCAGAGAUGAUGCAAUUGCACAUAUACUAACAAAACUUCAGGUGGGAAAGAAACUAUCAGAACUAAUUCGAGAUUUAGGUGGCCAGGCAGGUGGAAUAGAACAAGGUCGAUGGCAGUCUGAACUAACCCAAGUUGCUGUAGAAUUGAUAGCAAUUGUUACUCAUUCUGGCAGGGCAAGCACCAUAGCAGCUACUGAUGCUGCAGCUCCUACAUUGAGACGAAUUGAAAGAGCAGCAAUUGCAGCAGCAACUCCUAUAACAUACCAUCGAAGGGAACUGUUGCUGUUAAUCCAUGAACAUCUCCAGAGAUCUGGCUUGACAGCUACAGCUAAUUUGCUACAAAAAGAAGCUGACUUGGCAUCUUUUCCAGGAUUAGGAAUAUUGGCUCCUCCCCUGCACCAGAUUUCUUUGCAAGAAGCUCCAUCUGUGCUACUCCAGUGGCCAUCAGGACAUGCUUCAUGUGGUUUUCAUUCAGAAAUGAAGAUGACUGAGAGAAAUGAAGGCACUGGUCUAAAGCCCAAUGCACCUCUGAUUGCUGCAAAGAAGAGACAACUUGCCUUUCCAGCAAACUUUUCCCAAGGGAAAAAUAACAUUCUGCUGCGUUCUCCCUUGAACAAGUCAUCAUCUGUUUUAAAUGUUCAUGCAGCUUCUGAGGGAACAGAAACACCUUCUCCACCUGCCUUCAAAUCCACAGUAGAUGUUGAGAUCCCAAAUAGAACACCAAUUUUAUUGCCACUGAAAAGGAAGUUUAGUGAUUUGAAGGAUCCGUCUUCACCACCAGCAAAGCACCUUAGAAUUGCAGGCCAAGGUUCCCAGAAUGAAAUCAAUCAAAUCCCAACUUCUGCUCAGAGGAACCUCCAGCCUUUAGAUCACACUAUUGUAUCUUCUCAUGCCUAUUCUAAUCUGCAUGAUCGUCUCAGCAAGUUAGCAAGUGGAAGCUGCCAUAGUGAUAACUUGGACGACAUCCGCUACCAUAAUAGCUGUGGGGUAUCUACAACACCUGUAGCCUCGCUAGCUCUCCCAACAGAACAACAACCAGGGAAUGUUGAGAGGACGACUCUUGAUUCACUAAUAGUGCAAUAUCUAAAGCACCAACACCGUCAGUGCCCGGCACCUAUCACUACAUUGCCACCACUUUCUCUUUUGCAACCACAUGUGUGCCCCGAACCCAGCCGUAGCCUAAAUGCACCGACAAAUAUCACUGCAAGGGUAAGCUCACGGGAGUUUAAGAAACAGUAUGGAAGUAUCCAUGCUCAGCGCAGAGAUCGUCAAUUUGUAUAUAGCCGAUUCAGACCAUUUCGUACUUGCCGAGAUGGCGCUACUUUAUUAACAUCCAUUACUUAUCUUGGUGAUUCCUACCAUAUUGCAAGUGGGAGUGAUUCUGGUGAUUUAAAGAUAUUUGAUACAAUCACUGGAAAUGUUUUGGAGAGUCAAACUUGUCAUCGGACUCCUGUUAUGCUUGUUAAGUCAGCUUUCUGUGGAGGAAAUCAGUUGAUUCUUUCAUCAGGUUUGCAUGAGGUUAAGUUAUGGGAUGCUUCUUCCAUUUCAGCAGGGCCUUUGCAUUCAUUUGAAGGGUGUAAGGCUGCAUGUUUUAGCCAUUCAGGAACCAACUUUGCAGCACUUUCAUCAGACUCUCUUCACCGGGAGGUUCUUCUUUAUGACGUUCAAACAUACAGUGUGGAGCUCAGGCUUAAUGAAAGCUCCAAUAACUAUUCAGGAAUUGUUCGAGGACAUGCACAAUCCCUGGUGCACUUUAGUCCAUUAGACACAUUGUUACUAUGGAAUGGAGUCUUGUGGGAUAGGAGGAGUUCCAGUUCUAUCAAGCGAUUUGAACAGUUCACAGAUUAUGGUGGUGGUGGGUUUCAUCCCGCUGGCAAUGAGAUUAUUAUAAAUUCUGAGGUGUGGGAUCUUCGGAAAUUCAAGCUUUUGAGAACAGUGCCCUCUCUGGACCAGACGGUAAUUACAUUCAAUGGUGGUGGAGAUGUCAUAUAUGCAACUCUUAGGCGCAACCUUGAAGAUGUUACAUCAGCUAUUAAUACUCGUCGUGUCCGACACCCACUGUUUCCAGCCUUCCGCACCAUUGACGCAAUGAACUAUACUGACAUUGCAACUGUCCAAGUUGACCGUUGCAUACUCGACUUUGCCACUGACAACACUGACACCUUUGUUGGGGUUGUCGCAAUGGAUGAUCAUGAUGAGGUGGUCUCCUCUGCAAGGCUCUUUGAAAUUGGGAGGAGGAAACCAACUGAUGAUGAUUCUGAUCCUGAUGAUGGAGGUGAAACUGAUGAUGAGGAUGAAGAAAAUGAUGAAUCUGAUGCAGACGUGGACGCUAUAUUAGAAGCCGAGUUCGAUGCAGGUGAAGAUAGUGACUCAGAAGGCACGAGCAACGAUGAGGAAGAUGAGGAUGUUGACAGUGCAGAUGAACUAGAUGAAGAUGCAGAUUUCAAUCUUGAGAAUGAAGAGGAACAGGGGCUGUUGGAGUUGAUUGCCGAGGGCGACGAGGAUGGCGAUGAAGAUUAUGGUGAGGCAGGUGGAUCUUUAAGCAGUGGAGAUGAAGGAGAUUUUGCUUUCUAGAUCCAUAUGGGCCAUUGAACAAUAGUGGUUUCAUCAAUGUAAUUACCACAAUAUUUCUGGAAGUAGAAUCUAUGAGGAACUCAUAAUUGUAAGUAAAAUAGAUUAGUGGGAGAGUGAGUUCAAUGGGGAACGAACAUCUUGACUCCUUGGUAAGGAAAAAAAAAAACUUUAUUCAA
Zingiber officinale is the source of this 6163-nucleotide messenger RNA. RefSeq names its product DDB1- and CUL4-associated factor homolog 1-like. Gene Ontology annotation, molecular function: protein binding. Gene Ontology annotation, biological process: protein ubiquitination. Gene Ontology annotation, cellular component: nucleus; Cul4-RING E3 ubiquitin ligase complex. The record is from RefSeq and is a predicted model, not a curated record. The coding region runs from base 174 to 5987 and encodes 1937 amino acids. The transcript has 14 exons. NCBI's taxonomy places the organism in Eukaryota, Viridiplantae, Streptophyta, Magnoliopsida, Zingiberales, Zingiberaceae.